GCUGCACAAUAGAAGUUGAUCCCUGGGCUGGUUUUCAGUUUAUAAUAUGCCUCUUCCCGUCUGCCCUGCCUCAUUCCCCUUCAGAUCUGAGACCACUGGAUAAAUGUAAGCAAAAAGGGAACAUUAUUUCUGACAUUUGCUUUCAACAGACGCCCCAGAUGUGCGAGGGGGACUGAACAAAUGACACAGGGGAGGAUGCGACUCGAAUCAAAAUGAAACGCAGCCUUGGUUGCUACAGGUGAAAUUUUGUUUACAUCCGGGUUGUUUCGGACGAAAACAACACACAACACGCAUAGAAGCAGCUAACCCUGUGUAGUGUAGUUGCUAAGCCGAUUUGACACUACGAUGGCAGGGGAGACAGAAGACGAGAUACCUGAAACGGGAGCAGUCUUCACCUUUGGAAAAAGCAAAUUUGCAGAUAACGUCCCCAGUAAAUUUUGGCUGAAAAAUGAUGUACCUCUGAAAAUCACCUGUGGGGAUGAGCACACAGCAUUGAUAACAGAGAAUGGCAAGCUUUUCAUGUUUGGCAGUAACAACUGGGGUCAGCUGGGUUUGGGAUCAAAGACCAUGGUGAACAAGCCCACUUGUGUGAAAGCUUUGAAGUCUGAAAAGGUGCGGCUUGCAGCCUGUGGAAGAAAUCACACUAUAGUUUACACUUCUCGGGGAAACGUGUACUCUACCGGUGGAAACAAUGAAGGUCAGCUAGGUCUGGGAGACUGUGAGGAGAGGACAGCCUUCCAAUUGGUGGACUUCUUCAGUUCACAUGGACCAAUCAAAAUGCUUGCUGCCGGCUCCAACACCUCUGCUGCCCUCACAGAGAGUGGGACGCUGUUCAUGUGGGGUGACAACACUGAGGGGCAGAUCGGCCUGGGGAAGGAGAGCAGUGCCCUGACCCCCCAGGAGGUCACUGUGGGUCGGCCAGUGGCCUGGGUGUCCUGUGGGUACUACCACUCUGCCUUCGUCACUGUUGACGGGGGCCUGUACACAUUUGGGGAGUGCGACAGCGGCAAACUGGGCCUGGCCACGGGUCAGCUCGAUGGACACCGCAUGCCCCAGCUGGUGAAGGGCAUCACAGACCAGGUGACCCAGGUGGCAUGUGGAGGCGGGCACACCGUGGCUGUGACAGAGGAGGACCUGUACACCUUUGGCCUGGGUCAGUUUGGUCAGCUGGGCCAGGGGACCUUCAUCUUUGAGGCGAGGCUGCCCAGAGCGGUGGAUCACUUCAGGAAGGGCCGAGUACGACAGGUGAUGUGUGGGGAGAACCACACUGCUGUCAUCACAGACAAUGGUCUUCUCUAUACCUUUGGGGACGGGAGACAUGGGAAGCUGGGUCUGGGAGAGGAGAACUUCACCAAUCAAUUCAAGCCCACUCUCUGUCCACGCUUCCUCAAGUACAACGUCCAAGCGGUGACAUGCGGAGGUUGCCACAUGCUGGUUCUAGCCAAGCCCAGAGACAAGAGCUGUCAGGAAGUGACUCUGGAGGAGAAUGAUGUCACAGAGGACUACAUGGAGAAGUCCUACACAGAGCUCUUAGGGGACACCCUCACCUCCACCCCUGCUAUCCUGAACAGUAGCCUCUCUGCCCGGGUCAGGAGGAGAGAGAGGGAGCGUUCCCCGGAGCAGUUUGGGCUCAUGUUCCGGACCCUGCCCCCCCUGACGUCCGGACACCUCAAUACCUCCGCACCCCUGCCCGUGUCCAGCCAGACCAUCCCCUCCAGUCUGCCCCCCAAGGAGCUAACCAACAGAAAGGUGCACAACGGCAUUCACCAACACAGGAGCACUGGGUCUAACAAGAAGGAAAAGAGGUCAGCUGAGAAGGGAAGGGAUGAGGGAGACAGCAGCACUGUGGAGAACAUGAUGGACAACGAGAGUGUUAAAGAUCUGGGAGACACCACGGACUUCCUCAACAUGACUCAUGUGAUGAAAAUGGACCCCAGUGACAAGACGUUGAUGUUGUCCCCUGUACAGAAGGAUUUAAGAGCUGAAGAGGGGGAAGGACAUAAGGAUGAAGAAGAAGAAGAAGAAGAGAAGGAGGAGAACAACAAAGCAGAGGAGAAAGAGAAAUCUGAGGACAUGGAGGGACAAUCAUUACAGGGUCAGUCCACAGCAGAACCCGUCCAGGGACCAGAGGGUGUGAAAGAAGAAACUCUCCCAGACGGUGGGCAGAAAGUUGCAGAGGACUCAGGUCAGCCCAGUCCUUUGGCUCCGACAGAGGAGAGCUCUGCAUCCAGCACUCAGCUGCAGAAUCGAACAACAGAGGAGAAACCCAAGAAUCAACCAAGGACCAACAGAAAGCUGUUGCUGUUCAAACGCCUGUCCUCCUCCAAAGCCAAGCAGACAGAGGACAGUGCGGAAGCCCCAGCAGAGGGCACCGGCAUGGGGGAGCUGCCUGCCAGUGCCAAGGGUCCCUCUGCAGGGCUGGAGAACAGAGAUCCAUCAGAGACCAGCGCUAGUGGUGCCCAGCCCCCUCUGAGAGCACCCUCGGACUCUGGUGGUAGAGGUGCCCGCUCUACCACCUGCACCCUACUGUGACGCCACUUAUUGGGUGUUGGAGAACUGGACUGGCAGCGCCAACAACCAAUAAACCCUUGAAGAGGAUGCACAUUGACUGUACACAACAAACAACCACUCCACUUUGAACACUAGCGAACUUCUCACAAAGUGACCUAUUUAUUGACAUUCAGUUCCCAAACUUCCCAUAUGCGAAACGUGUAUUAUAAAUGUGUAUUAUAAAUGUGUAUACUUGUAUUUAACGUGCGCAAAAAUGUCUUUAAUUAACCACAGUGUGUUUUGAUUGUGUUUUUAUAACGUAGUUGUGUGUGUUAAACUGUGAGGAUACACUAUUUAUUGCUGACUGAAAUAUCCCAAAUGCACAAUUGCACUUUAAAUGUAGCCUUAUUGUGUGUUUUUCAGGGAAAUAUGACAUCUGUGUGUGUUCUGAUAUGUUAUUUUCAUCGUCUCAUAAACCGUUUGAACUUGGUGCUGGUGUGACAAUCAUCUCAUGAUUUGGAUACUAGUAAAACAACUUUAUGUGAAA
Molecule: messenger RNA, 3037 nt
Organism: Oncorhynchus mykiss (rainbow trout)
Lineage: Eukaryota; Metazoa; Chordata; Actinopteri; Salmoniformes; Salmonidae
Product: X-linked retinitis pigmentosa GTPase regulator
Source: RefSeq, a predicted model, not a curated record